AGCAUGGGCCUGGAGCUCUACCUGGACCUGCUGUCUGCGUCUUGCCGCGCCGUCUACAUCUUCGCCAGGAAGAACAGCAUCCCCUUCGACUUCCAGUUUGUGGAUCUGCUAAAAGGUCACCACCACAGCAAGGAGUACAUCGAGAUCAACCCCCUGAGGAAGCUGCCCAGCCUCAAAGAUGGAAAAUUUAUCUUAUCUGAAAGCGUGGCCAUCCUUUUCUACCUGUGCCGCAAGUACAGCACACCCUCGCACUGGUACCCACCAGACCUGCACGCGCGUGCCCGUGUGGAUGAGUUUAUGGCCUGGCAGCACACGGCCAUUCAGCUGCCCAUGAACAAGAUACUCUGGAUUAAGUUGCUGAUCCCGAUGAUCACAGGUGAGGAGGUUCCAGCUGAGAAGACGGAGCAGAUGCUGGCAGAGGUGAAGAACAACCUGAAGCUUUUUGAGGAAAAGUUUUUGCAGGACAAGCUGUUCAUUGCUGGGGACAACAUCUCCCUGGCCGACUUGGUCGCCCUGGUGGAAAUGAUGCAGCCCAUGGGGGGCAACCAUAACGUCUUUCUCAACAGUUCCAAGCUGGCUGAGUGGCGCAUGAGGGUGGAGCUGGCCAUUGGCUCUGGCCUCUUCUGGGAGGCCCAUGACCGGCUGGUAAAGCUGACGGAGUGGGACUGUUCAACCCUGGAUCCAAUGGUCAAGGAGAGGAUCUGUGAUUUGCUGCAGAAGUUCAAGUAGAAGUAGCCUACCCUGCAGGGCCUGGCCAGCUCAGCCCUCAGAGCCUCCUUCCUUCUGGGAGAUGCUGCAAACCACUGUUUCUUUGCCCAAUAAAGACCUGGGAAAACCACUGAGCCUGGA
This is a messenger RNA of Sus scrofa (pig), 849 nucleotides long. RefSeq names its product glutathione S-transferase theta 4 (gene GSTT4). Lineage: Eukaryota; Metazoa; Chordata; Mammalia; Artiodactyla; Suidae. Gene Ontology annotation, cellular component: cytoplasm. Gene Ontology annotation, biological process: glutathione metabolic process. Gene Ontology annotation, molecular function: glutathione transferase activity. The record is from RefSeq and is a predicted model, not a curated record.